CGUUUUGUUUCACUUAGGACAAAAAGGAAAUGACGUUGCUCGAUGCAAAUGAUUUUUGACGAAUUCAAACAUGGCGGAAUACUUGGCGUCCAUUUUCGGAACAGAGAAAGAUAAAGUCAAUUGCUCAUUUUACUUCAAAAUCGGAGCAUGCCGUCAUGGGGAUCGAUGUUCCAGACUCCACAACAAGCCAACUUUCAGCCAAACUAUUGCCCUCUUGAAUAUUUACCGAAACCCUCAAAACUCUGCACAGUCUGCUGAUGGUCUGCGCAUGUGUGCAGGCACAGUCAGUGAUGUGGAGAUGCAGGAGCAUUAUGAUGACUUCUUUGAGGAAGUGUUCACGGAGAUGGAAGAGAAAUACGGAGAGGUGGAGGAGAUGAACGUUUGUGAUAACCUCGGAGAUCACCUGGUGGGAAAUGUGUAUGUAAAGUUCCGUCGUGAAGAGGAUGCAGAGAAAGCAGUCAUUGACCUUAAUAACCGCUGGUUUAACGGGCAACCCAUCCAUGCCGAGCUGUCUCCAGUCACAGACUUCAGAGAAGCCUGCUGUCGUCAGUAUGAGAUGGGGGAGUGCACUCGAGGCGGUUUCUGCAAUUUCAUGCACCUGAAACCCAUCUCCCGGGAACUGAGGCGAGAGCUGUAUGGCCGUCGCAAGAAGAGGUGCGUGGGAGGGGGAAAAGAAACCAUAUGCAGGCAUCGCUCACGCUCACGAUCCAGGGAACGCCGCUCUCGCUCGCGGGACCGUGGUAGAGGAGGUGGAGGAGGAGGAGCCGGCGGCGGCGGUGGUGGUGGUGGUGGCGGCGGCGGCGGCAGCGAUCGAGGUGGUGGUGGUGGCGGCGGCGGCGAUCGAGGUGGCGGUGGUGGCGAUCGAGGUGGCGGCGGCGGUGGCGGCGGACGUGAAGGAGGCAGAGAUCGAGAGAGACGGAGGUCACGGGACCGGGAACGUUCUGGAAGAUUUUAAGUGUGGCUCAAACCCCUACCAUCCCCCUCCUCUCUUGGGUGUAGAAGUAGUCUCAUUAUGACCAAAAUGUGAUUAAAAUGUUGGAUUUGUCUCUCUCUCUCGCGCGCUCUCUCUCUCUCUCUUUUGAGGUUUUUUUUUUUUCCUUUUUAGUAACGACUUGCCUUCUCAAUAAAAAAAGUUUUUUGGUGA
Clupea harengus (Atlantic herring) is the source of this 1144-nucleotide messenger RNA. It is a transcript of the gene u2af1, whose product is annotated as U2 small nuclear RNA auxiliary factor 1. The record is from RefSeq and is a predicted model, not a curated record. Gene Ontology annotation, biological process: mRNA splicing, via spliceosome. Gene Ontology annotation, molecular function: metal ion binding; RNA binding. NCBI's taxonomy places the organism in Eukaryota, Metazoa, Chordata, Actinopteri, Clupeiformes, Clupeidae. Gene Ontology annotation, cellular component: U2AF complex.